AAGAACCCAAUGCUUUCCUUGGCCCUCUCGUACACAGAGAAUCGCACCAAAAACUCCCUUUCUCCUUCUUCAUUUCUUCUCAAUUUAAACCCAAAAUCUGAACUCCGACGAAUAAUGCCAUCAAUUUUUGUUCAAUUUGUUGGCAAAGAAAGUGAAAUUUCUGCAUUCUUAUCAAGAUAUCAAUGGCGCCUCCCAAAGUCGAUGCUGCGUACCUCAAGGAAAUCGAGAAGGCCCGUCGAGACCUUCGUGCUCUAAUCUUCAAGGAGAAAUGCGCUCCUAUUAUGCUUCGUUUAGCGUGGCAUGAUGCUGGUACUUACGAUGCUAAAACGAAAACCGGAGGUCCAGAUGGCUCCAUCAGGUUCAUGGAUGAAUUGAACCAUACUGCAAACAAGGGACUGAAAAUCGCAGUUGAUUUCUGUGAAACUGUGAAGGCCAGACAUCCAAAAAUCACAUAUGCAGAUCUGUACCAGCUUGCUGGAGUUGUUGCUGUGGAGAUCACUGGCGGGCCAACCAUUGACUUUGUCCCCGGAAGAAAGGACUCGGAUGUAGUUCCAGAAGAAGGCCGCCUUCCAGAUGGCCACCAAGGUGCUUCCCAUUUAAGAGAUGUCUUUUACAGGAUGGGACUAACUGACAAGGAUAUUGUGGCAUUAUCUGGAGGACACACAUUGGGAAGAGCUCACAAGGAUAGAUCAGAUUUUGAAGGCCCAUGGACAAAGGACCCUCUGAAGUUUGAUAACUCCUAUUUCGUGGAAUUGCUGAAAAAUGACUCUCGAUCUAAGGAGAAACUAUUGAAGCUUCCUACAGACAAGGCUUUGGUCGAGGAUCCUCGGUUUUUCCAAUAUGUGAAGGCAUAUGCAAAUGAUGAAGUCAAGUUUUUCGAGGAUUAUGCAGCAUCUCACAAGAAACUGUCUGAGCUUGGCUUCACUACACCUUCCACGGUUCUCAAGAGCAGAGCCUCCUCAUGGGCAAAUAAAAUUACUGUAGCUGCAAUCGUAGCAGUUGUGGCGAUACUGAGUUACAAAAGAGCAAUGUCGCCUGAGGGCUUUCUUCCAAACCUCUUCUGAUUAUUCUAAAGAAAGAUAUUCUUACAACUAUAUAUAUAUAUGCAUAUAUGUAUGUUCAUGGAUAAUUCAAUGUUCCCAUUUGUACAUUUGUCUCUCGUUUUAAAAUGGUCUGGGAAUGAAAAAGAGAGCUUUAAAAGCUUUUUCCAGUUCUUA
Messenger RNA from Benincasa hispida (wax gourd), 1217 nucleotides. Its product is annotated as L-ascorbate peroxidase 3. The record is from RefSeq and is a predicted model, not a curated record. Gene Ontology annotation, molecular function: peroxidase activity; heme binding. Gene Ontology annotation, biological process: response to reactive oxygen species; hydrogen peroxide catabolic process; cellular response to oxidative stress. Gene Ontology annotation, cellular component: chloroplast. Lineage: Eukaryota; Viridiplantae; Streptophyta; Magnoliopsida; Cucurbitales; Cucurbitaceae.